Laccaria bicolor S238N-H82 is the source of this 1575-nucleotide messenger RNA. RefSeq lists its product as uncharacterized. Gene Ontology annotation, cellular component: nucleus. Lineage: Eukaryota; Fungi; Basidiomycota; Agaricomycetes; Agaricales; Hydnangiaceae. The transcript is spliced from 4 exons. The record is from RefSeq and is a predicted model, not a curated record. The coding region runs from base 1 to 1575 and encodes 524 amino acids.
AUGGUCGUCCACUCCCCACCGUCACACAACGACCCUUCUACCCCGCCACUCGCAAUGCACGCCCCGCGCCCCCUCGCCUCCCAGAAGAUUGAUCGCGGCCUCAACAAUGCUCAAGAUCAUCUCGCCCUUCCCUCUCCCAGUCCUUCCGAUGUCGUCAAGUCUCCCACUGGCAUCAUACAUGUUCUCGCGUACACACCUACAGAGGGGGAGCGUGGUGUUCCCAUCACCGUCCGUAUUCACUUUCAUCCUGACCUCGCCGACGCCAUGUAUGUUCGCCUCGUUGUCGGUCAAAAAGCCGUCGCCACCAAAGUUCGCGAGUUGCCUGGUGUCGACUAUGGUGACGUUUCACCGCUCUUAAACUCCCUUCAUUUUUCAUUCUUGGUCUCAGAUCAUCCCAUGCGCAAGUUACCCAGAUUGCAAAUCCCAACAAGUAACACCUCCCUCCGCCGCCGCUCUCUACCCAAUCUCUCCACUCCUUCACCUACCACUUCCGAUCACCAGGAACAGUUUCCAAAGGUUCCACAGCGCAGGCAAGCUUCGAUGUCCGGCGAUCAUGACCAGGAUGAUCUCUAUGCUCAAACCCCCAUUCUCGACCUUGCCACUCCUUUAGCGAAUAUAUGCGCUGGAUGGUCAGCUGCAGAGCUCCAGGCAGGCCGACGUCUUGUCCGGUUUUCAAAGGUUCAGGACGGUCGUAGACUCAUCGUCUCUUGUGAACCGAUCAGGCAGGAAGAUUAUUGCGAGGCCGACAGCGUCAUCUCCUGCAUCUAUCGCGAGGAAGCGGACACCUGUUUUGUCACCUCUGUCGACGUAAUUUAUCUUCUGGAGAGGCUUACCAAUGGGGAAUUUCCGGUCGAGGAAAAAAAUAGGAUUAGGCGCAAUCUCGAGGGCUUACGUCCAACCACAGUCUCGAAACAUAAGGCUGGAUUUGGCGAUUUUUUCCAGCGUAUCAUGGAGUUUCCAGAUCCUAAACCGAGGAACAUAGAGAAGGAUCUGAAAGUUUUCGAAUGGAACCUUCUUGGGCAAGCAUUGGAAAAGAUCCUUUCCAAAUAUUCGAUAUACACUUCCCCGACACCCGAUCAUAGUGAUUCGCCCACUGAGGAGGUUUCUUCUCUAGAAAGCCCCGAGCUUCUCGCCUUGCAACUUGCUUAUCCAGCAGAAGACACUAGCCCACGUCAAUAUGUCGACCAACGUACGCGAGCUACAAAGUUCGAGCCCACGUCCGAUGACUUUCACUUCGCGUCAACAUCAAGCGGGCCCGAGGUUUUUGCUUCCCCCAUUGAGAGCCCGGCGACUGCAUCCCCGUCUUCCUCUUCGUCUUCUGCCUUCCCAGUCUUCGCUCAUGAUACAACACACACGGAGUCUAAUGCCACCUCCGCCUGGACGCCAGACUUCAAGGCUGGCGAGAUGGCAGUGGACAACUUUAGUCUCUUGAAUCCUUAUGACGUUGGCCAUCCUGGUCCUGACAACGCCUUCUCUGACAACACAGGGAUGGACUUCAACAUUUACGAAAAUUUUACUUUUCACCAUAUUGCCGAUGACACAUUGGCCACCCUCGCAGACCACCAGUACAUGUGA